Messenger RNA from Naegleria lovaniensis, 1509 nucleotides. RefSeq lists its product as uncharacterized. Gene Ontology annotation, biological process: protein phosphorylation. Gene Ontology annotation, molecular function: ATP binding; protein kinase activity. Lineage: Eukaryota; Heterolobosea; Eutetramitea; Acrasida; Naegleriidae. The transcript has a single exon. Bases 1 to 1509 code for a protein of 502 amino acids. The record is from RefSeq and is a predicted model, not a curated record.
AUGAAACGAACAAGAGCACAGACUCGCUCAUCAUCAACCUCUCAAAGUGAUGAAAGCAAACAUUCGGAGGCUUUUAACAAUGAUCAUCCAAUGACACGACAACAACACAAAAAACCAAAAGCACCAUCCAACAAGAAUUCCAUCUUGCUACGAACCCCAAGCAAAACCUUCAAAGAUGAAGUCAAACGAAAGAAACUGGCCGUGAAAGAGAAGAACAUCAUGUCUGGCAAGUUCGGAAGUGUUGUGAUCUUAUCCAAAGAUCAAGAAUCAACAGCAAAUGAUGGAGAACGAACACCAACACCAAGAACACCCCUCAAAAACAUUGAUCCCAAUAUUCUCUUCUCUCCUCCUGCCAUUCAGUUGAACACAGCCAACACAAAAAACAACACAAACCACAGUGAAAAUGCUCCUCCUUUCUUUUCUCCCUAUCUCAAAACACCCAAUAUGGCUGUAAAGAGUCAACAAAUGGUGCGGAAAGCAGAAAAUUCCACUCCCAUUCGAGAAUUCAAAAUUCAAAAAGAACUCACCAAGAUGCGUGUUGGUAAAUUGAAUUUAUUUCCUAAUGUGUUCAGUUCCUUUGCAAGUACAACAAGUCCAGAGGAAGAUAUUGACUCUUCUCACGAAGAAUCAUGCCAACCCAAACAAAAGAAGAGAAAGAAUUCAUCAUCUUCGCUCUAUCACUAUUUUAACAUUGUGAUGGAAAAGUGUGAUGGUGGACUUGUAGAUCUUGUACAUCAGUCCUAUUCUUCUUCAUCUGGUUGCAAAAUUCCGCUCUCAGUAGCGAAGGCCAUCUCAUUCCAAUUAUUAUUUGCACUGUCGAUUGCUGAAGAAAUUGGGUUUCAGCACAAUGACAUGCAUGAAAGAAAUGUUCUUUACAAAAAGCUUCCUAUCACAACUCCUCUAAAGAAAGGUAUUGCUUUUUAUGAUCAAAUCGAUGAUUGUGAUUAUGUAUGGUUGGUAGAGUGUGAUUUUGUUUUGAAAAUUGCUGAUUAUGGAUUGAGCAGAAUACGAAGCGAUGACGGAGAGGAGAUUGAAAGUGGAAAUGUCUUUCAUUCUGAAGCCUUUAAUAAUGAUUUGGAGAGAGUAAAGGAAAUUCUUUCCAAGAGAAUCAAGCUUGAUACUGAUACUAAAAGCAAAGAUUCAAAACUCUUCUCAGAUCUCAAGAGAAGCAUUAAGGUUGGAGUUUCUGCCAAAUCACUUUUGCUCCACGAAUUCUUUGAUGACAUUCGAAAGGAGGUGAGCCAAGACGGUUCGUUGGAAGGAAUCGAUGAAUCUUAUCACCAAUAUUUUGGAGCCAAACAUCCAAAACGCAAACAACAAAUGAACAUGAUCAAAUCCAUGAGGUUGUCACCUUCCAAACCACCAUUACCACAUCAUGAAGCACCUCCUUCACCCCUCAUUGAAUUGAAUACUAGCUCAAUGAGUGUUCUUGGAGAGAGUGAGGAAGAAAUGGUUCCUGUUAGAACGCGACGAGCCUUCAAACGAAGAGAGAUGGCCACCAACAAAUAA